Molecule: messenger RNA, 1965 nt
Organism: Clavispora lusitaniae ATCC 42720
Lineage: Eukaryota; Fungi; Ascomycota; Pichiomycetes; Serinales; Metschnikowiaceae
Product: LMBR1 domain-containing protein
Cellular component (GO): membrane
Source: RefSeq, a predicted model, not a curated record
AUGUGGGUUCCCUUGCUUAUAUGCUACACUUUGGCCGGCGCCACGUCGCUCGCCUUUCUUCGCUUCCACAUCAAACUUUUCCGAUAUCCUCUUUACUAUCUGAUUCCGGUUAUGGCGGCUGUGGCAAUGCCAUUGUCCAUCACCAUUCUUCUACCGACAGACUAUGUUUCACAUAACGCCGGGAGUGCAAUUCCGGGCUUCGACAUCAGCGAUCUGAGCAUGCUACGCAUGUGGAAGACAAACUACUGGAUCACGUUUUCCUUGACAUGGUUGAUUCUUCCGCUUCUACAAGACUACUACCGUGCGGGCGACCGCCUCAAGACGAAGAAGCUCAUUUCUUCGUUGAAAUCCAACCUUAAGUUUCAGGGGCUUAUUUUGCUCGUGGCGGUUGCGGGCGCAAUCUAUCUUAUGCUAGAAGUGGGGCUCACUUUGGGCCAUCUCAAGUCGAUGGUGAUUGCGCUCUCACACAUUUACGCUUUGGUGUUGGCGCUUUGGCUCAUGGCCCACGGGCUCAUCACCAUUCCGCGGAAUCGGUGGCUCGAGGGAAACUUGACCCAGAACUUGAACCACUACUACUUGAAAGUGCCAAAGUUGGUGGAUACUUUGGAAGACACCAAGAUGUCGUUCAAGGAAAACGUCAUCCAGGUGUUGGUGUUGGAGAAGACAUUUUCGGACCCCACUCUGGACAUUGUUUUCCGUGACUGGAUCUUAAGCCUCGCCCAGAAAGUGCCAGACGACAUUCGAGAGUCGGUCACUCGGGAAUUUGUCAACAACGAAACGAGACACAUCUCUCGCGACCAAGUGUCGGAGGCCUUCUUGACGCAGUUGGCGUACAACUUCCAGAAUCACCAAUAUAAGCUUCUGGCGCACAUGGCUGAGUACGAAACAUUACUCCGAGAGAUUACAAAGUUGCAAACGCUUCUUGAAGCUAAAGCAGCGCUGACCCCAGAUGAACGGAACCAAAUCAUGAGAUCUGUAAGUGGACUAUUGCUGCCUGCAAUGAGCUUCUACUUUCAAUGCUACAUCAAGCCGGUACUCUGUCGGCUUUUGUCUGUUGCUCUUCUAUGCGUUUCGUUCAUCUUGAUCCAGUCGGAGUUUUUCCACUCCACCAAACUUUCUCUCAUGGAUAUCGUCAUCUACAGAACAGGAAUCCACAACCACACGCUUACACAGGGGCUUGUUUCGUUUCUCGUGUUUUCGUACAUGUUGUUUUGUGCUCUCAACUCACUCGCAAAAUUGAAAGUCUUCAACAUGUACCACUUGGUGCCGCACCACUCUGAUCCGGUGUCGACGUGCUUCUACGCCUCUUACAUUGCACGCUUGACAAUCCCAUUGUCGUAUAAUUUCAUCACAUUAUUUACCAGCAGACAGUCGAUUUUUGAAGAGUGGUACGGAAAGUCUAUUCAUUUGACAGGCUUGUUCAAUUUGAUGAACAACUGGAUCCCGCGUCUUCUUUUAAUUCCGAUUGUGUUGACCACAUUCCAUGUCUACGACAAGCUCAAGCUGCGGAUCGGACUCAAUUCUGAUUUCUACGACUCGUGGGCAAAUUUUGACGAUGACGAGAACAUGAAUGAAGCAACAGACUUGGAGAAUGCUCAGAACAAGAGGAAAGAGCUUGUUAUUGUUGAGGCGAAAAGACUUGUGGCCAUGGAGAUGAAUAAGCGCCAGCUGACCGCAUCUAUGCUGUUGCGUCCUUUCAAUUUGAACGCCGCCGCUGAUCUGGCAUAUGAAUCCAAUAGAAGAGCAUUCAAUGAAUCUUUGCUGGGCGGAUUGUCCAAUAGAGUGGAUUCGUAUCACGACGAUGAUGACCCUGUGGAAGAGAAUUCUGGUUUUUGGGGCAGAGUGGGAGGUGCUGUGAAUGGACUUAGAGACGUCGUGCAGACGAAAUUUACAAGGGGAACUCCUUCGUAUACAGACACUCCAUUAGACUCUUACGAUUACGAUGAGGACAAUUUGAUUAUUUAA